Messenger RNA from Coccinella septempunctata (seven-spotted ladybird), 1519 nucleotides. Its product is annotated as ADP,ATP carrier protein 2. Gene Ontology annotation, molecular function: ATP:ADP antiporter activity. Bases 82 to 981 code for a protein of 299 amino acids. The record is from RefSeq and is a predicted model, not a curated record. Gene Ontology annotation, biological process: mitochondrial ATP transmembrane transport; mitochondrial ADP transmembrane transport. Gene Ontology annotation, cellular component: mitochondrial inner membrane. NCBI's taxonomy places the organism in Eukaryota, Metazoa, Arthropoda, Insecta, Coleoptera, Coccinellidae. The transcript is spliced from 4 exons.
ACCCUGAUAUCUCACUUCACUUGCAGUGCAGUGCGCGGACCAUUCAAUUUCUUCCGAAGACCGAAAAAAAAUCAAAUCAAGAUGUCUUUAGCAGAUCCCGUUGCUUUCAUGAAAGAUUUCUUGGCCGGUGGCGUAUCAGCUGCUGUGUCUAAAACAUGUGUGGCCCCAAUAGAAAGAGUCAAGCUACUGCUGCAAGUCCAACAUAUAUCCAAGCAAAUUUCCGAAGAACAAAGAUACAAAGGUAUGGUAGAUUGUUUUGUAAGAAUUCCCAAAGAACAAGGUGUACUGGCUUACUGGAGAGGUAACGCUGCAAACGUAAUCCGUUAUUUCCCAACGCAGGCUCUAAACUUCGCCUUCAAAGAUAAGUACAAGCAAAUUUUCCUCAGUGGAGUUGAUAAAAACACGCAAUUCUGGCGCUACUUCAUGGGAAACUUAGCCUCUGGUGGUGCUGCUGGUGCAACCUCUCUAUGUUUCGUAUAUCCCCUCGAUUUUGCCAGAACUAGGCUAGCAGCUGAUGUAGGCAAAGGAGCAGGACAAAGAGAAUUCAGCGGUUUGGGUAAUUGUCUCACAAAGAUCUUCAAGAGUGACGGACUCGUUGGAUUAUACAGAGGUUUCGGUGUAUCCGUACAAGGUAUCAUCAUCUACAGAGCAGCUUUCUUCGGUUUCUACGAUACUGCUAAGGGCAUCUUGCCAAAUCCGAAGGAAACUCCUAUAAUCAUUUCUUGGGCCAUUGCUCAGUCUGUAACGACAGUUGCUGGUAUUGUAUCAUACCCCUUCGAUACAGUUAGAAGGCGUAUGAUGAUGCAAUCUGGUAGAGCAAAGAGCGACAUCAUAUACAAGAACACCAUCCACUGCUGGGCAACGAUCGCUAAGCAAGAAGGACCUAAAGCAUUCUUCAAGGGAGCUUUCUCCAACGUUCUUCGUGGUACCGGUGGUGCCAUCGUGCUCGUAUUGUAUGAUGAACUCAAGAAUCUCAUGUAAAGAAAUCAAUGAACAUUGGCGGGUAGAAGAGAAUCGAGUUCUCUUUUUUGCCGGAGAAUUAGCAGAUGAAAUGACUAGACUGUUUAGAUUAAUUAUUUUUAUUUCUGGUUUUAUAUGCAACAAGAGUCUCCAACGUAACUUUUGAUAUUCACAACGAUAAUUUCGAUUGAUAAGUUCACAGUCAAACUCUGAACAAAGACAUCUUGCCAGAAUUAUUUAUUUAUUUAUUUUAAUUUUUUUUCAACCGCCCUCAUUCCCGGGUCUUGUUAUCCAGUUUAUUGGGUGGUGAUUGCCUGAGUAUUUUGUAAAUAUUUUCACUUGAAGACUUUAAGUUUAAGAUGACACAUUUCAUUACAUCGAUUUGAGUAGCGAAGUUUACAAUUCUAGUAAUUUAUUGUUGCUUUUAACGACUGUUACUACAUAAAUAAAUCACUUCCAGCCAAUGCGCUCAUUGUUGACUGUUGUGGGAUACAGAGAAAAUGUCAAAGUAUUAUGAAAGAAUACCAUCAAAAGAAAUCAAUAAAUACUGUUUCAGAAA